This is a messenger RNA of Pipistrellus kuhlii (Kuhl's pipistrelle), 913 nucleotides long. RefSeq lists its product as uncharacterized. Lineage: Eukaryota; Metazoa; Chordata; Mammalia; Chiroptera; Vespertilionidae. Bases 18 to 896 code for a protein of 292 amino acids. The record is from RefSeq and is a predicted model, not a curated record. The transcript has 7 exons.
CCUACAAUCUCUGUUGGAUGAUUACUUCUUGUAAUUGCACUUGUUCGGACUGUCUGUGUUUCGGUCUUGCUUCCACUACGAUGGAUUACAUGUUUAUAUGGACUAAAAUUCUGUUCAUCUACUGCUGUUUUCUGACAGUACAUUGUGAACAACCCAAUUGUACAUCUGUGACUGACUUUUAUGAUUGUCCUGGGAAUAUAAGAGAUUUCUGUCCAAAGAAUAUUGUUUGCGCAUGCAAAGAUGGAAAGCCUUUUUGCAAAUGUCCAUAUUUCAAGGGUCAAUGGGGAGAUUAUUGGUAUAUGGGAGCCAAAUGUGACCAACUCUGGAGUACUCUGGACUUGAUUUUAGUAGCAACAUUGCCUGGAAUAGGACUGGCUUUAAUAGUUGGUGUAACAAUCCAGACUGUUCACUACUGUAAAAAGAAGUCAAAGAAGAAUAUAAAUGAUGACGGAGAACAAAGGAAUUCAUCAGGAUUGCAACCUCAGCAUAAUUAUGCCUAUGCUUUUGAUACGGCUAUGAAUUGUUCUCAACCUAAUCAAGGCCAGAAUCCGAGGACCCUAUCCCUUCAGAAUGUCCAUCAUGAUAGUCCUUCAUCUCCACCAACACAAUUCUCUGAAAGAAAUUACAACUUUAUGUUUCACAAACCCAAAGAAGAUAUUCCUUAUAACCACGCAUCUUAUAAUUGGAAUGGCUCUCUGGAAACAGCUAGACCUGAAGCUAAUUAUGGAAACAAGUAUUCUUCAACCUUGCACAUGAAGCCACUCUUUAAUUUUUCCACACAAGGAGUUCCAAAGUCAAACUAUAUCCAAACAGAGAGACCAAUUGGAUACUCAAGUUCUGAAGAGCAAGAAAUGCCUUAUAGGAUGAAUCGUGUGCAGAUGAAAUUCAACUAUUAAAAGUUUCCUGCAUUCAA